This is a messenger RNA of Etheostoma spectabile (orangethroat darter), 2773 nucleotides long. RefSeq names its product vasoactive intestinal polypeptide receptor. The record is from RefSeq and is a predicted model, not a curated record. The transcript is spliced from 13 exons. Gene Ontology annotation, molecular function: G protein-coupled peptide receptor activity; peptide hormone binding; vasoactive intestinal polypeptide receptor activity. Gene Ontology annotation, cellular component: plasma membrane. Gene Ontology annotation, biological process: cell surface receptor signaling pathway; adenylate cyclase-modulating G protein-coupled receptor signaling pathway. Lineage: Eukaryota; Metazoa; Chordata; Actinopteri; Perciformes; Percidae. Bases 107 to 1450 code for a protein of 447 amino acids.
GCAGAGUCCGAAGGAGACUCGUACCAACCAGCGGCGGAUUACGGCUUUUUCAAUUCCUUUACCUAUUUUGCUUUUACAACAGUCAGCAUCGACUACUCUAAAAGAUAUGCUGGUGUCAGUUUCAAAGAGCGUGUGCAUUCUGCUCUCCUGCAUGUUGCUGGAACUUGUGUUUUCAGUGCAGAGUCAGAUGUGUGACAUGGUGAAGGAAAUAGAGAAGGAGAAGGACCUGUGUGAGGCUGAGAUUGAGAACAAAACAACAGGUUGCAGUGGGACAUGGGACAAGAUCACCUGCUGGCCCAGUGCUGAUGUUGGCGAGCUGGUCACCAUCCCUUGCCCCAAAUAUCUGUUCUACUUCUCCAGGAAUGUUCCCAGACGUAACCUGUCAAAGACCUGCACAGAGGAUGGCUGGACCUCAAUCAGCUUGGACUCCUACAUAAUGGACUGUGGAUACAAUCCCAACAACACCAUAGAUGAUCAUACGUCGGGAAAAUUCUUUGACGCCAUCAAAGUGGGUUACACCAUUGGUCACAGCGUGUCCCUCAUCUCUCUGACGAUCGCCAUCAUCAUACUGUUUCUCUUUCGGAAGUUGCACUGCACAAGAAACUACAUCCACAUGCAUCUGUUUGUGUCUUUCAUACUGAAAGCUGUUGCUGUUUUAAUGAAGGACGUGAUUCUGUAUGAAGUCGGGGAGACAGACAAUUGCCAGUCACCUGUGAGCUGCAAGGCAGUGGUGGUCUUCUUCCAGUACGGGGUCAUGGCGAGUUACUUCUGGCUGCUGGUGGAGGGCCUUUAUCUUCACACUCUGCUAGCUGUUUCCUUCUUCCCUGAGAGGAAGUACUUCUGGUGGUACAUCUUGAAUGGUUGGGGAGCUCCAACCGUCUUUAUCUCAGCAUGGGUGAUUACAAAGGCUUAUUUAAAUCACCCGGGAUGCUGGGAGAUAAUCGACGACAGCCCAUGGUGGAUCAUCAAAACACCCAUUUUAGUCACCAUACUUGUGAACUUUUUCCUCUUUAUCUGGAUAAUCCGGAUUUUGCGGCAGAAGAUGAAUUGCCCUGACAUCGGAAGAAAGGAAUCCAAUCAGUACUCGAGAUUGGCUAAAUCCACUCUACUGUUGAUACCACUCUUUGGCAUAAACUACAUCAUCUUUGCCUUUAUCCCUGACCACAUCCACCCACAAGUGAGGAUGGUGUUCGACCUUAUUCUGGGGUCAUUUCAGGGUUUUGUCGUUGCAGUUUUGUACUGCUUCAUGAACGGAGAGGUGCAGGCGGAGAUUAAGCGUAAGUGGCGCAGAUGGAUGCUACAGAGGUUCCUGGUUGCUGACACUAAGUACCAGCAGCCCUCCAUAGGCAGCAAUGGCAACAACUUCAGCACCCAGAUCACCAUGUUUACCAAAUGCAGCCCUACAACACGCCGGGCCUCUGAGUGUCAGGAGCACCUCUCUGCCAUCUGAAAGCCAUUUACAGUUAAAACCCUUUCUCUGUUUCAGUCAUAGGGUACUAAGGUGUACAAACAUGCACUGCUGCAAUGCAGUUGACAUUGGUUACUGGGGGUUAAUAUGACAUUUUAGUGCUGAAGCUAAUAUUUUAUCAUUUUAACUAUCUGUUACCUGUCAAAAAAUGAAACGUGAGGAGUGUUUUUCUUGCAGCGACUUACGGAACAUAGCACUUGUUUGGUAAAUGGGUUAAAUAAUAACCUUUAAUUUGCAAAAAAGAACAUUUUCACAGAUUUCUAAAAUGUAGCUUUGAUCACAAUGGAACUUCCAUUGUGUCGUAGGUUGACCGGUCUGAUGUAUGUUUUUAUUACACGUGAGGAGUCAACUUGAACUGGCUUCUGAUAAGUUGUUGAAAAUCAAGUCCCAGAAUAACAUUAACGGAGUCUUUUAUAAAGAACACACUACAGAAUGCUGCAGGGAGAAAGAUCUUCAUGGCCACUAUGUGGAUUAAAUGGAAAUGGAACUCUUGGCCAACAAUUCCCUCUCAUGUUAAGCAAUAGUUGGAUAGAGCCAAAGACAAGCUGUGUCCUAUAAGAAGCAAGGUGUUUAUUAAAAGGCUGUGUUACACAGAUGGAUCAGAGCACUUAACCUAAUGGCCCAUGUUGCUUAGGGGACCAAAAGUAACAGCAUCGAUGACAGUGCCAGGCUGCCAUGAACAGUAAUCAUAGAGGAGGAAUACAUAGCAUAACUUAUGUACUGGACAUCUUAUCCUGUCUAUGACACUUUUAUCGGGGGCAUACACUCUGCUGAAUUACUGCUGAAUAACAUUCCAGAGGAGACUCUAAAGCUCCCGCUUGUAAAAUUUAUCUCAGAUUCCAAAGGCUUUUAGUUUUGUCGCUAAGCACAUGUUCAUUUUUACUGUUUCCACAACUAAUGGACCAGAUGUGUUGCAUUAUUAGUCCACAAUACACAACAUUGUGAAGAAAUAUAUAGUAACACUGAUUAACUUCCAUUUACUGGAUUGCAUGGAUAAUUAAUUUCAUUGCAUUGAGAAAUAGUUUUCUAUUCUAUUUAAUUUAUUCUAUAUUUACAGAUUAAAUUAAUACAAUUAUUAUUGUACCCUACUCUAGCAUAUACUGUAUAUAUGUAUACAGGUGUACAGGCCAAAGGUUUGGACACACCUUCUCAAUCAACAUGAAUGAAUGACUGAACACAUGUGGAAUUAUGUACUUAACAAAAAAGUGUGAAAUAACUGAAAACAUGUCUUAUAUUCUAGUUUCUUCAAAGUAGCCUCCCUUUGCUUUUUUGAUAGUGCUGCAAACCCUUGGUGUUCUCUCAAUG